Molecule: messenger RNA, 2154 nt
Organism: Chrysochloris asiatica (Cape golden mole)
Lineage: Eukaryota; Metazoa; Chordata; Mammalia; Afrosoricida; Chrysochloridae
Gene: DNAI7
Product: cancer susceptibility candidate 1
Exons: 14
Coding region: 43-2154 (703 amino acids)
Cellular component (GO): axoneme
Molecular function (GO): microtubule binding; beta-tubulin binding
Source: RefSeq, a predicted model, not a curated record
GCCAGUAAGAAAAAGAAAAUCACCAAAGCUGAGAGACUGAAGAUGUUACAAGAGGAGGAGGAGAGACGAGUGAAAGAGGAAGAGGAAGCCCGUUUGAAAUAUGAAAAGGAAGAAAUGGAAAGACUUGAAAUGCAACGGCUUGAGAAAGAAAAAUGGCAAGCACUCGAAAUAAAAGAUUUAGAAAGACGAACUGAAGAACUUACAGAACUUUAUUUAUUAGAAAAGUGUUAUCCUGAAGCAGAGAAAAUAAAACGAGAAAAUAGAUUACUUUCUCGGUGGAAACACUACAUUCAAUGUGACGGAAGUCCUGAUCCUUCAGUACCCCAGGAAAUGAAUACUUUCAUUAGCUUAUGGAAAGAGGAAACAAAAGAGACUUUUGAGGAAGUAAUUGAGAAGAGUAAACUAGUGCUAAAUUUAAUUGAAAAAUUGAAAUUAAUUUUGUUGGAAACCCCACUGUAUGAUUUGGAGGAUAAAAAUAUAAAACAGUAUGAAGGAUCGAUUCAAGAUCUAAAGGAGCUUCUUCAUUUUAAAUUUAAUGUAGCCACGGAAAUACUUCUUAGACAAGCUAGUACUUGGGCAGAUCUGGACAGUGGAAAUAUGGAGAAAAUUAUUCAUGAUGAAAAUGUUACUCUAUAUGUGUGGGCAAACCUCAAGAAAAAUCCAAGGUACAGAAGUAUCAGAUUCUCUGAAACCAAGAUUGGAUUUGAAAUUCCAAGGAUGCUAGCAACAUGUGACAUUGCUCUAAGACUCCUACAUACUCACUAUGAUCAUGUUACUCCACUGCGCUCUGUUCUAAGACCAUUGAAAGUAGAACAACUUACUUCCACAAUAAUGGAUGCUGUCGAAGAUCAAGUUAAGGAUGUUGCAGACGAAGCAUCCAGCAAUGAGGACCAAGAGGAGCCUAAACAACCAGAAAGUGGGUGCACCACAGUUAAAGAAGAAGUCAAACUUGAGGAAGAAGGUGAUGCUGAAGUACAAACGGGUUCUGUUGUUGAGGAAGAAUCUGAAGCCAUAAAAUUUGAUGGGGAGAUGAAAUUAUUAAGUGAAACAGUUUCAGCAGCACAGUUGUUGCUGGUAGAGAAUGCUUGUGAAAAGCCAGAAUUCUUUGAAACAAAUGAGGUUGAUUUAUUCCAGUUCACAACUCUGGGUGGAGUGUAUCACUUGGAUAUCUUGGAGCUUCCCCCACAGUGUAAACCAGUGAAUGGCUGGAUGAUUGUGGAAAUAACCAAAGAAGGAUUACAGAAAUAUAUAUAUCCUCCUGAAACUACAGAAGACGUUGAAACAGAAAAUAUUUUUCCACCAAUAGAAGUCACGCUUAAGGUUCAUGAAAACGUAUUAUUUUUUGAGGAGCCUAUGCUUGCAAGGUGGGACCUUGAAGGUAAAUAUUGGCGAACAGAUGGCAUCAGCCAUGUAACUUAUAAUUCAGAAGACGGACUUGUAACAUUCAACCUGGAUACUUUUGGCCCCAUCACCUUGAUUCAAGAAACCCAUAUUAACAUGCCGUACCAGUCAUGGGAACUAAGACCACUGGAGGAGAACAAAGUACUUUUGACUGUGACCACAGUAUUUACUGAGAUUCAAAUUCAAAUUAAGGAAAACCUCUGCAUGUUAGCCUCCAUCAAACUAAGAAGCGAAAAGCAUUUCACUAUUUUGAAAGGAAAAUGGAUGACACCUAUUCAGUUCAUUAUUGCACUGAAAGAAAUUGGAUUGAAUAUCUUCCCUACUGCCCACUCUCAUUUUUAUGUUGUUGUAAAUAGUAAGGUUCCUGUGGUAGAAAUGAAAGCUUAUCGGCAAAUGGCCCUUCUAAGUUCUGCUUUUGCAUUUAGUUGGAGCAAGUGGAAUUUACAAUGUGAUUCCAGCAAAGUUGUUUUUCAGGUGAAGGAACACCUUAACCGAGAACCCGAUACUGAAUAUUCCAACUGGGCCCUUUUAAUGUUCAGUGGUAACAGAGCACAAAGACUGAAAAUCAGCGAAGACAGUGACACCUUCUCUGAAGCACUUAAAGAUGAAACUGAGUUCCAUUCUACUCUCUAUCACAUGAUUAAGGAUUUUGCUUCUGAAGAAGCUAUAGGUAAAGUCAAGAGUUCCAACUGCAUGCUUAUUGACUCUGUGUGCCAUAUGCUACUUUCUAUCCGAUUUCUCAGUUAUUCUUAA